This is a messenger RNA of Schistosoma guineensis, 684 nucleotides long. The record is from the annotation of a GenBank genome assembly. Lineage: Eukaryota; Metazoa; Platyhelminthes; Trematoda; Strigeidida; Schistosomatidae.
AUGACGAAAAUAACCUUUACUUCGUGUUUUAAAUGCCUCAAAUAUUCCAUGUUUGUAUUUUGUUUGAUAGCAUGGGUUCUUGGUUUAAUCACAUUUAUUGUUGGUAUUGUGGCUCGUGUAAACGGUAGCUUUGGAAUUUUAGAUGCACAUAUACCAGCUGUUCAUGCAGGUGCUAACUUACUUAUUGCUGUCGGGUUUUUCAUUAUGAUAAUGGGUUUCUUUGGUUGUUGUGGUGCCAUUCGUGAAAGUCAAUGUUUACUGUUUUUAUUCUUUGCAUUUGUAUUCUUUUGCUUCACUCUGUUAAUGGCAGCUGGUUUAUGGGCUGUUGCAUGGUCGUCUAAAGUGAAUCAUUACAUGUAUCGUUAUUUAGAAGAACAAGUGACCCGAUAUCGUGAAACGGAACCAGAAAAUGAAAGUACAAAAUUAAUGGAUUUUAUACAAAAGAAAUUCGGUUGUUGCGGUGUUACUUCAGCAGCUGAUUAUGGCACAAGAUCCCCACCUAAAAGUUGUACAGUAACAAAAUCUAUCCAGUCAUAUUCUAGGGGUUGUCACGAAGUACUCGUGGAGGCAUGCAGAUCUAAUUUAUCUGUAAUAUGUGGAAUCGGGAUUAGUUUCGCUUUGAUUCUUAUAUCUGGGAUGGUGUUCUCUAUGAUGUUGUGUUGUGCUAUUCGUGAACUCAGUUGA